CUAAUACAGAAUCACAGCUUUGAUAUGGCAGGAGAAGAUAGAACUAGUAGUAGAGGACCAAAUGGUUACGGGCGGCCCAUAUCACGUAUAGCAGCGACCACCAGCAAUAACAACAACACAACUAGCCUUAUCGCCGAGCAAAACGAGAUGCUAGACCAGAUGCGCUGCGACAAGAAGAAACUGC
This is a messenger RNA of Amoebophrya sp. A25, 184 nucleotides long. The record is from the annotation of a GenBank genome assembly. Lineage: Eukaryota; Dinophyceae; Syndiniales; Amoebophryaceae.